AUGAGGCCUCGAAGAGUUUCCAAAGCCAUCCAGGUUGGCGAUGUCACCGUAGGAGGCAAUGCGCCCAUUACGGUCCAGUCCAUGACCAAGACGGACACCCGGGACGUGAAGGCCACGGUGCGCCAGAUUAAGGAGCUGGAGGAGGUGGGGUGUGACAUCAUACGGCCUGCCGUCCCGGAUAUGGAGGCAGCCCAUGCCCUGCGAGAGAUAGUGAAGCAGGUCAAGAUACCGGUCAUCGCCGAUAUCCACUUUCACUACCAGCUUGCUUUGGAGUCUAUCGCGGCGGGCGUUGACGGACUUCGCCUGAAUCCCGGCAACAUCCGGGACAGGGAGAAGGUGGAGAUGGUUGUGCGCGCCGCCAAAGAGAGGCAGAUUCCCAUACGCAUUGGGGUCAACUUUGGCAGCCUCCCCCCGGUUGGACAGAUAGGGAAGUUCCGCGGGCUGCACAGGCACGCGGACGGCGUGAACAAGCUGGCAAAGGCGGGAGAGGCCGGCGAGGGUGAGUUCUCCGUCGUGGACCACAUGGUGGCCACAGCACUCUGGGAGAUAAGCGUCCUGGAAGACCUGGACUUUGACCUAAUCAAGAUAUCCCUCAAAGCCUUUGACGUGCCCACCACGGUGGAGGCGUACCGCAGGCUGGCCUACAUGGUUCCGUAUCCCCUGCACCUGGGCAUCACCGAGGCCGGGACCGCCAUGGCGGGAUCGAUUCGCAGCUCCGUGGGCUUGGGCUACCUGCUGUACGAGGGCAUCGGUGACACCAUUCGGGUGUCGCUGAGCGCGGACUCCAAAGAGGAGAUAGCGGCCGGGUACGAGAUCCUGAAGUCCCUGAAUUUGAGGGAGAAGGGCACGACCCUUGUGGCCUGUCCCUCCUGCGGCCGCGCCGACGUGGACGUCAUCAAGCUGGCCAACACGGUUGACGACCUGCUGAAGGCCAAGAACUACAACGUGAAGGUGGCCGUGAUGGGCUGCGAGGUGAACGGCCCGGGCGAGGCCAAGGACGCCGACGUGGGCAUAGCCGCCGGCGUAGGCCGCGCCAUCAUCUUCCGCAAGGGGCAAAAGUCCCGUGUGGUGGAGGAGUCGGAGAUGCUGUCCGCGCUUAUGGAGGAGGUGGAGAUGGUGGUUGCGGGACAGGAGGCGUAG
Geodia barretti is the source of this 1140-nucleotide messenger RNA. The record is from the annotation of a GenBank genome assembly. Lineage: Eukaryota; Metazoa; Porifera; Demospongiae; Tetractinellida; Geodiidae.